GCACCAGAUCAGAAAGGUUAGAGGUUAGACGGAGUGACUUUCAGCUUUUUGGAAGGUGAGGUGGAAAAAGGAGAUCUUUAAAACAAAAAAAGAAGAAGAAGAAGGUCAAGGUCCUCGUCUGAAGCUGAAAUUCCCUGAGCAGACGUUUGAGAAGCAAAAGGCCGGGGAAAAAAAAAAAAAAAAAAAAGAAACUGCUGUACUUGUGCAGCUCUCAGAGUGGAAGACAAAAAGGGCUCGCCUGCAGUCAGAGAGCAGAGACAAAGAGAACAGCGCUGGCACUUAGGAACGGAGCAAAAGGCACAGUUGGAGGAAAGCGGUGAUGGAGAACCUGACCGUCUACCACGGACCCAUCGGCAAGGAGGAGGGCGAGAGGCGGCUGGGCCAGGACGGGAGAGACGGGUGCUACUUAGUACGUGACAGCGACUCGGUGCCGGGCGUCUUCUGCCUCUGUGUGUUGUGCAAAGGAUAUGUCUACACGUACAGACUCCACAAGGACGAAGCGGGCUCGUGGGCUGCAGAAACGACUCCCGGUGUGCCGAAGCGGUAUUUCCGGCACAUCAAGAACCUGAUAGCAGCCUUCCAGAAGCGGGGACAGGGAAUUGCCAUGCCUCUGCUCUACCCCGUCACGGCUCAGAGGCGGGCGCAGACCCACGCCGAGGAGCAGCAGCAGCAGACGCCUGGUAAUGGCCUGUCGUCCGACCACAGCCCCUACCUGCAGCGUCUGGCGACGCCCGUCGCUCAGGAGCCGAAAAACAGGAGCAAGAAGGAGGUGGCGCAAGCUUUUGGUUAGAGAGGGUCGAACCCAAACAAUGAUUGAACACCAAAAUUCAAUGUUCUCGAAUCUCAUUUCUUUCUGCCAGUUUUUCUUUUUUCUUUUUCUCUGAAACAUUAAUAUCUAUUACUGCACACAUGAGUUUGACGACAAAAAAAAAUAAAAAAUGUUAGUGGGCGGCGAAGAAAAUAAACGAUUUUGUCUGAAAGAAGCUCUCUUAAAUAAGGUCACGCUUACACAGCCAAAGCCUCGGACUGACAACAUAAUGUGGUGGGGAAAAAAAAUUCAAUUUGACAUAUUGAAGUAGCGAUUUUCACGGGGAGAAUGCUGACUGCAGUAGGGUAGGGGUGGGCAGGUGUGUGUGUGUGUGUAAUCAGUCACUUUUCUGACUGACAUCAAGAAAAAACAUGGGUGAGGAACACACAGAAAGGCGAGAAAACAGUGAGAGCAUCCUCAGCCCAGACUAUUCUUCAGUGCAGCGGUCUCCUAGCAACCAAAGGACCCUCCAUCUUUUCUUUUUUUUUUUUUUUCCUCCUUCUUCACCGCAGCAGAGAUGAGCUUGGAUGCUAGUGGAGCAUAUGUUUUAGAUAGGAAGAGGCUCAUCACAGUCGAUCAGCAACGUUGCUACUCAGAAACGUAUACAUCACCUGUUCGCAGUCAGAACAUAUGCAUUGUGUGUCUGCGCCGCCGUCCACAGCCUACGGAGAGAGAAGCGCGACAAUUAAUGCUGGGCAGAUGGCGAAGCGACGGCGUGGAGGGAGGGAGAGGCGAGUGGGGAAAGGGGAGGUGGAUUAGUGGUAACUUGCUUUUUCUUCUUCUUUUUUUUUUUUUUUUAGAAAAAAAAGGGAAAACUAACUUUUUUUUAACGUUUGCUUUUUUUGUACUUUUUUUUUCUUCAGCUUGGAAGUGGUUUGCAGCAUAGUCUGAUUGGCAUUUCCUAAUGAGAGGAGACAAGCUGUAGCGAACAGCACAGCCAACUCCAGGUCCUGCCCCUUCUGCACUCACCGCCCACUCGCUGAGCCUCAGCUGUCACAUAUCUUUCCCUUCCUCUGUGCUUUUUUUUUUUCUUUCUCCUCCUCCUCCACCUCCUCCUCCUCCUCUUCUUCUUCUUCUUCGCUUCUGACAGACGCAGGUUUCUCAUGCAUAUCUCGGUUUGAGCCAUAAUGAUGGGUGAUAAUGACAGCACAGAUUUGAAAGUUACAACUUCCGAGAAGCAAGAACAAAGAGGGAGCCCGGCUAAAAAAAAAAAAAAAGUGGUGGGAAAGGGAAGGACACCAUCGAGGCACACGGAGAAAUAAGAAGCAACAGUUCCCUCGCAAUGAAAAGGGGAUUAAAGUCUUUAAGUUUUAUACAAACACGAGUUUAACCUAACGGGUAGCUAUUUUUUUUUAUUAACAAACUCACUUUAAAUCCAGUUUGUCUAUUGUAGAGCAAGUCCACUUUUCAAUUUAACUGUUUUGUUAAGUUGAGAAAACAAGCCAUGCGGCUUAGCAACUCGACAGUUUAUUUUUAUUUUAAUAUGUCAAUUAUUCCUGUUAUUUCCUGUUUAUUCACUUGGUUCUGAUAUGUCUUCGAAAGUGUUAGCUGGUAUUCUGUACACAGUUUUCACUAAAUGCCAGCUGACCGGUUCUAUUUAGGAGUAUCUUAUUGCACUUUUGUUAUAAAUCUUUGUAUUUUGCGAAUUCAUAUUUCAUUACACAGCUGUUUUUUGGCUGCAAGUGUAAAACUUCUUAGAGAAUAACAUAAGCUACACACAUGGUGUGUGUUGUCCAGAGGAGAUGGUUGUGGCCGAGUUAUUAAUUUGGGCUUAAUUAUUAUUUUUUUUAAUCAUUUUUUAAUUAUUAUCGAAGUUUUGGUUGAGAAACUUAAUUUAGAGCAAGAAUUUCAGUUAGCAUCCAUGUUUAGCUAGCUUAACCACAGAGCUAACGCUAGAGUCAACCUUUUCCUUCGUAACUACGCACUUCUUAAUGAACAAAUAAUUAAGUAGAACUAAAACCAACCAACAGAAAUCAACGGUGACCGGUUUUUAACAUUAGCUGCGUAUUAGUUGGACAACAUGAGCUGCUCUUUGGAGCGAGGUGACUAUCCUAGCUAAACAAAUUUAUUAGAAUUGAAUUGAAGGUUUUUAACGAAUCAAAAUGUAUUCUCAUUCGUCAGGUUAUAUGUUUAUAGUCGUGUCAAUAUAACAUUGUAAAGUGCAAGAACUGUCAUACAAGCUUCAGAAAGAAUCAAAACCAACUAGUUUAGCCACAAUGCUAAUGCUGAAGUCAAACUUACUAGCUACUCGAGCUUCCUAAUCCUGAAGGGGAACCCAGAUUGAGAGCGGCGACACCAAAUUACGUCAUUAUACGUCAUGCUGAUGUGUGCAGAAAAAUAAUUUUUUUGUGGAUUUGAACUAAAUAAAGUUAUCCAUUUGUGCCACGAGGUGCCAUAGCCUACUAUAAGAAGCAUAAAUAAAUUGCUUUCUACACUAAGAUAAAUUCGUAAUACUGCAAAAUCUUUACUAUGUAAAUCUUUCUAACAGCAGCAAAUAUUACCUUCCUUCUACAUGCAUUUUCAUUUACACUCGUGAGAAAUUAAUCACCAGGCAAGAUAUUUAUUGCCAUUGUCCUUAAAGUGGUGAAAUUGCGGAUCAUAUGUAGUUUUCAGCUUCAAAAAUUUAUAUUUUCUCUUCUACUUUUCCACCAAAAUACAACCAUAGAAGAACUACCAAGAUGUAAUAGCAUUUACGCUUAUUAAUCAGCUCCUCAGAAUUAUACAGAGCUUGAAACAAUUGCUGCAUCUUUUAGUGUUGGCAGCUGACCAGAAAUUAAUAGAAAAUAAUAGGGGUGUAUAGAUGCAUGUCUGACGCCGCUGGUGUGCGCUGUCCUUGAGACAGAUUUUGCUAACAAAAAGCUGUGGUUGUCUUUAACAUAUUUUGUAGAAGCUUAUUAAUAUCUCACUCUUUUUAUUUGUACUAAUGUUUAAGAUUAAGGACAAAGUAGAUGACUUCAAAACAGUGUCUCGUACCAUCAAUGUUUGUCUGGCUGCAAUGUCAUUGGCAGUAAAAAAGGGACUUGUCUGCUUCGGUAAAACUGUGCAGAUUACUGUGAAAUCUGUCAAACUAUAUUAUUAUUUACAAGAUAGCUUCUGUAUCGAUCCAGCUAAGCUUUUUAAGUUGCAAAUGUAUAUUAAGAAAGAUGUUGGAUUGAGAAAUUUUCAGCACAAACUGUUAUCCUGGUUUAUUGUUCCCAUGUUUUGUACUUGCAAUUGAUAAAUAAAAUAGAAAUUGAUCAAUGUU
This is a messenger RNA of Poecilia latipinna (sailfin molly), 4052 nucleotides long. It is a transcript of the gene sh2d1ab, whose product is annotated as SH2 domain containing 1A duplicate b. The coding region runs from base 320 to 790 and encodes 156 amino acids. The transcript has 3 exons. The record is from RefSeq and is a predicted model, not a curated record. Lineage: Eukaryota; Metazoa; Chordata; Actinopteri; Cyprinodontiformes; Poeciliidae. Gene Ontology annotation, biological process: regulation of immune response; regulation of signal transduction.